AUCUCAAAUUUGUGACUUUGAGAUUACACACCAAUGACCAAACCCCAGCAUAACAAAGUCAAGGUUUACUAAAUAUCACACAAGGGCUGAAAUACACUAUAACAAGGGUUGAAAGCAUUUAGUAACUACUUGUAAACAAAGCGGUAAAAUCAGUCCUAAUUUAACCAAGCACACUUUCAUGCCUUCUUCUUCAUCUUCUUGUUCAAUGAAGCAUCAAGUUUUCUUGAGCUUCAGAGGUGAGACCCGCUUUAACUUUACCGCUCAUCUGCUCAAAGCUUUGAAAGACAAGGCACUGAAUGUCUUCUUCGAUGAACAUACACUGGAAAUAGGGAAGAAACUUUUACCAGCACUUUCGCAAGGAAUUGCAGCCUCAAAUCUCUCAAUCAUCGUUUUAUCUAAAGACUAUGCUUCUUCGAAAUCAUGCUUAGCUGAAGUUUCUGACAUCAUGGACCGUAAUCGCUCUGAAGGACAUAUUGUUCUUCCCAUCUUUUACCAUGUCGAUCCUUCCAAUGUGCGGAAUCUUGGUGGGAGUUUCAAAACAUCCUUUGAAGACCAUGAAUCAAAGAGGCCCACAGAUGAAGUGAAACGAUGGAAAGAUGCCUUCGCUAAAGUCGGGAAAUUAAAAGGAAUUCAUAUACAAGACAACAAAUCUGAAACCGAGUAUAUCCAGGAUAUAGUUGAUGAUGUUACAAGAAAAUUGAUGAAUACUGCGCCUAGAAUCACUUCUGAAAAAUUGGUGGGAAUAGAUGAUCAAAAAAAGAUGCUUUUGGGGUUGAUUGAGCAAGCGGACAUCCGUGUAAUAGGAUUUUGGGGAAUGGGUGGUAUUGGCAAAACUACCCUUGCUAAUGCUGUAUAUGAGGAAGUCUCUCCAAAGUUUGAAUGUCGUUUGUUCCUUAAAGAUGUUAGUGAGAAAAUAAAGAAACAGGGGGAUGAGUCUUUACGAAAUGAACUUCUUUCCAAACUAUUAGACGAAAAAGAAAUUUGUAUUGACACCCCUUUUAUAAGCUACCCUUACCAAGACAGGCUGAAUAAUAAAAAAGUACUUCUUGUCCUUGAUGAUGUUAGGAACCCAGACCAAAUAGAUUUUAUGGGUGUUAAAUAUUUUGGUACUGGAAGUAAAAUUCUUGUAACAUCUAGAGAUAGACAAGUACUUAGAAAUGGAAGAGCUAACCACAUACAUGAGGUGAAGAAGUUGAAUAAGAACGAUUCUCUUCAACUUUUUUCUACAUUUGCAUUUAAGUUGUUGAAUCCUGUUGUUGAUUUUCAAGAUCUAUCAUGCAAGUUUGUAGAAUAUGCCCAAGGUAGUCCACUUGCUCUUAAAGUUUUGGGUUCUAAUCUAUAUACGAAGUCUAAAAAAGAGUGGGAGAGCGAAGUGGAUAAACUAAAGCAAUAUGUCGAACCAAAAAUUUCACAGAUUUUGAAGAGUAGCUUAGAUGGGUUGGGUGAGCUAGAGAAGAAUAUAUUUCUUGACGUAGCAUGCUUUUUUAAAGGGGAAAAAAUGGAUAUUGUAGAAAAAAUUUUAAGUAAUUAUUACAUGGGUGCAGUUUGUGGAAUAAGAAACUUAGCGGAUAAGUGCCUACUUGAUAGCGUAGAUGGUUAUCAUAUUUCUAUGCAUGAUAUGCUUGAGGAGAUUGGUAAGGACAUUGUUCGUCAAAAAUGUAAAGAAAACCCAGGAAAGUGCAGCAGGUUAUGGUUUCCUGAAGAUGUGGAUCAAGUGCUCAGAUAUAAUCAAGGGACUGUAUCAAUUGAAGGAAUAAAGUUAGACAUGUCUCUAAUUGACGAGCUGCAGCUAUGUCCAUCUGUUUUUGAGAACAUGUUUAAUCUUAGAUAUAUUUACUUCUAUAAACCUGAGAUUGGGAAAGAGGAUUGGAAUCCGAAGUUACAUGCAAACCAAGUUGAUAGUGUAUCUCUUCCUAAUAAGUUAAGGUAUCUUUGUUGGGAUUAUUUCCCCUUCAAAUCUUUAUCAAGUUUUAAUUCAAAGAAUCUUGUCGUGUUGAAAUUACGAUAUGGCAAUAUGGAAAAACUUUGGAAUGAAGAUGAUCAUAUGGUAUGUGCUUUUAUAUUUUCUUCAUCUAAAUUUUUUAUGGAAAAACAAUUUAUAAUUUGAUGUAUCAAAUAAUUAU
Gossypium arboreum is the source of this 2123-nucleotide messenger RNA. RefSeq names its product disease resistance protein RUN1-like. Gene Ontology annotation, molecular function: ADP binding. Lineage: Eukaryota; Viridiplantae; Streptophyta; Magnoliopsida; Malvales; Malvaceae. The coding region runs from base 179 to 2107 and encodes 642 amino acids. The transcript is spliced from 3 exons. Gene Ontology annotation, biological process: signal transduction; defense response. The record is from RefSeq and is a predicted model, not a curated record.